This is a messenger RNA of Oppia nitens, 1698 nucleotides long. RefSeq names its product putative sodium-dependent multivitamin transporter. Gene Ontology annotation, molecular function: symporter activity. Gene Ontology annotation, biological process: transmembrane transport; sodium ion transport. Gene Ontology annotation, cellular component: membrane. The coding region runs from base 1 to 1698 and encodes 565 amino acids. Lineage: Eukaryota; Metazoa; Arthropoda; Arachnida; Sarcoptiformes; Oppiidae. The transcript has 5 exons. The record is from RefSeq and is a predicted model, not a curated record.
AUGGAUUUAGAGAAGAAUCACUUAUCAGUCAUUGAUUACACAGUGUUUGGACUAAUGCUUGUCAUUUCUGCAUUGAUUGGUAUUUAUUACAAACUCAGUGGAGGUCGACAGCAAACAACAGAAGAAUAUCUGUUGGCAAACAAACAAAUGUCUGUAAUUCCGGUGGCAUUCUCACUGAUGGCCAGCUUUAUGUCGGCGAUCACUCUUUUAGGAGUUACCGCUGAGAUAUAUAUGUUUGGCAUUGAGUUUAUCAUUAUAAACAUAUCUUAUAUUAUCGGUACUCCAAUCGCUGGACUCAUAUUUUUGCCUGUUUUCUAUAAACUCAAAGUUGUUUCAAUUUAUGAGUAUUUAGAAAAACGAUUUAACCGAACCGUACGAAUCACCGCUUCUUUGGUAUUCACAACACAAAUGAUAGUCUAUAUGUCAAUAGUGUUGUACGCGCCGGCACUGGCUCUCAGUGCGGUCACAGGUCUGUCUAAAUGGACAGCUAUUAUCUCAGUAGGUUUUGUCUGUACUCUUUAUUGCACUAUUGGUGGCAUUAAGGCUGUCAUCUGGACGGAUGUCUUUCAAUCGAUACUUAUGUUUACCGCAUUAAUUGCUAUCAUAAUUAAAGGCACUGUUGAUGUCGGAGGGAUUGAUGUUGUCUGGCACAGGGCUCUCGUGUCUAACCGAUUAAAUUUAAUCAACUUAGAUCCAAACCCAUUCACUCGACAAAGUUUGUGGUCACUAACAAUUGGUGGGGUAUUUAUAUAUGUAUCACUUUAUGGAGUCAAUCAAACACAAGUUCAGAGACUAUUGACACUAAAAAGCUUAAGAAAAUCUCAAAAAGCGCUUACCAUUAGUUGGAUUCUCACUUCAAUGUUAUCAUUGAUCACAGCAUUUACCGGAUUAGUUAUUUUUGCCAAUUUCUGGAAAUGCGAUCCAUUGCUUGAAAAUGAAAUAUUAAAAUCUGAUCAAUUGAUGCCAUAUUUUGUGAUGAAGUCGUUGGCAACAUAUCCAGGCCUUCCAGGUCUUAUAAUUGCUGGCAUUUUUAGCGGCUCUUUAUCUUCGGUUUCUUCAUUUGUUAAUUCAUUGGCUGCCGUCUCGUUAGAAGAUUAUAUAAAACCACAUUUUAGAGAUCGAUUGUCACAAAAAUUUGAAAUAAUUGCCUCAAAGAUUUUGGUUAUGUUUUAUGGAUGUCUUUGUGUUUCACUGACAGUAUUGGCCGACCAAAUGCCAGCUAUACUUCAGGCGUCACUUAUAAUCUUUGGAGUGGUUGGCGGACCCUUAUUAAUGCUUUUUACAGCCGGUAUGUGUUGUCCCGGAUGUAAUUCAUUCGGUACUUUAAUAGGAUUUGUUAUUAGUUUAAUCGUCGGCUUUUGGAUCGGAAUCGGUAACGUUUUAUUCGCUUCAAAACCGAUACCAUUAUCUCGAUCAACACAAGAAUGUCCAAACAAUAUGUUUAAUAACUUAACCUCAAGUUUGCCACAACAACCUCUCAACCAAAACAAUUCAUUUUCAUUAUAUAACUUGUCUUACAUGUGGUUCUCUGCCUUUACAUUCACAAUAGGUUUAAUCAUAGCUAUUAUCUUAAGUAAACUUAAAGGUAAUCAAAAACCAGUCAAUAAUUCUUUGUUGACACCAUUGUUGAGAAGUAGUGGAAAUCAUGGCAUCGAAAUCAAUGAUACAAAUGAAAGUAUAAAACUAAAUAAUUUUUAA